Cylicostephanus goldi is the source of this 512-nucleotide messenger RNA. The record is from the annotation of a GenBank genome assembly. Lineage: Eukaryota; Metazoa; Nematoda; Chromadorea; Rhabditida; Strongylidae.
AUGUUAGAAAUUCGAAUACUGAAGGAACUUUCUGGUCAUCCCUCAAUAAUAGAGUUUCACGGUGCUGCUCAACUGAAGAUACCUUCCGGAGGUGUAGAAUUCCUACUGUUGACGGAAUUAUGCCCAGGCGGUUCCGUCGCCGAUUUGAUGAAGAACUCCCGAAUAAGCCCGAAACAAGCUCUAAGGAUUUUCUAUGCAGCAGCCAGAGCCAUUUGCCAUAUGCAUGAGCGGAAAGUGCCCAUUACUCACCGUGAUAUGAAGAUUGAAAACUUACUGUUCGAUGCCACUGGACGAGUUAAGUUGUGUGAUUUUGGCAGUGCUACCGUACAAACAUUCCAUCCUGAUGAAACAUGGAAUAUUACGAGAAGAACGCAGUUAGAAGAAGAGAUGCAAAGGCACACAACUCCUAUGUACCGAGCUCCAGAAAUUCUAGACACGUAUCAAAAUUAUGUUGUUGGUCCACAGCAAGAUAUCUGGGUAAAUUUAUCAGUAAUCUCACUCCUUAUCUAGUU